AUGAAAUCCAAUGUCCUUCCAACAAUUUAUCGCCUGCCACGGCCUGACCGCCCGCCUCAGGGACCUCUAGUGAUCAUGGAAAAUGUGAAGUUUCCAACUUAUGGUGAGAUUGUGAACGUGAACCUCUCUGAUGGGACCGUUCGACAAGGACAGAUUUUGGAGGUGAACAAAAAGAAGGCAGUUGUGCAGGUGUUUGAGGGUACUAGCAACAUCGACAACAGGGAUUGCCACAUCGAGUUCACUGGCGACACCUUGAAGAUGCCCAUCUCUGAUGACCUCAUGGGUCGAGCCUUCAAUGGAUCCGGCAAACCCAUUGACAAGGGGCCCGCCGUCCUGGCGGAGGAGUUCCUGGACAUCGGCGGUUGGAUUACCGAAGGGAACGGAUUGGAAUCAGUUAAGACGGGCAUCAGUGCCAUUGACACCAUGAACUCGGUGGUGCGUGGCCAGAAGUUGCCGCUCUUCUCCGUUGGGCCGCAGGUCUUCCGCACAACGAGAUUGCUGCGCAGGUGCGCUUGGAGCCCUUGGAGUGUGGUGUGUCGACAAGCAUCCCUGGUGCAGGGCAAGGAUGUGAGAAGCCAAGGGGCGCCGUGUAAAGAACGGAACGGCAUGGCAGGUGGAGCAGUGACGGAUCACUCACAGGAGAACUUCAGCAUCGUCUUUGGAGCCAUGGGUCGGGUUAUUCCAUCCCUCCACUUGGAUGAGUUGUCCCAGCGAGGUGUCAACAUGGAGACGGCGCGCUUCUUCCGAAACGACUUCGAAGAGCAACGCGGCACUGAAAACAUGGCCAUCCAAGAGGUUCAGGGUUUCUUGGAUCUGAGGAACGGUUCCAUGGAGAAUGUGGUACUCUUCAUGAAUUUGGCCAAUGACCCGACCAUUGAGCGUAUUGUCACGCCGCGUUUGGCGUUGACCACAGCAGAAUACUUCGCGUGCGCGUUGGUACACGCGCGAGCAGCACGUCGUGGCCUCAAGCCGAGAUUGCCACAGCUGGUCUUUGUCAUCCUCACAGACAUGAGCUCCUAUGCGGAUGCUCUGCGAGAGGUGUCUGCAGCACGAGAGGAGGUGCCAGGACGAAGAGGUUAUCCAGGUUACAUGUGCGCCCUGUGGGAGAUGGAUUUGUCCACCAUUUACGAGCGCGCUGGCCGAGUGGAGGGCCGUCUCGACCUCAGACGCAUCAAUCAGGCAAUGGAUCCAUCACCCAGUUUCCCAUCCUCACCAUGCCCAACGAUGCGCGACAUUACACAUCCAAUUCCAGAUUUGACGGGUUACAUCACCGAGGGACAGGUCUUUGUCGAUCGUGCGCUGCACAACAGACAGAUCUAUCCUCCAAUCAACGUGUUGCCGUCCCUCAGCCGAUUGAUGAAGUCUGGCAUCGGCAAGGGCAUGACCCGUGACGAUCACCCCAACGUCUCGGACCAGCUAUACGCCAACUACGCCAUUGGCCAGGACACCCGUGCCAUGAAAGCAGUGGUCGGAGAGGAGGCAUUGAAUGAAGACGAGCACAAGUACUUGGAGUUCACUGACAAGUUUGAGCUCAAGUUUUUGACCCAGGGAGCCUACGAAAACCGCGACAUCUUUGCAUCGCUGGAUAUCGCCUGGACGCUGCUGCGGAUCUUCCCUCAGGAAUUGCUGAAGAAGAUCCCGCAGAAGCUGAAGGACAAGUACUAUGACCGAGAGAAGGAGAUCCAGAAAGCAGUGCAGUCGCUGAAGUAG
Molecule: messenger RNA, 1710 nt
Organism: Cladocopium goreaui
Lineage: Eukaryota; Dinophyceae; Suessiales; Symbiodiniaceae
Source: the annotation of a GenBank genome assembly